GAGCCUCCACAGAUGCCCCCAACAAGGACGAGCAAGGUGAGAGAACAAGCGGUCAGGCCUGGCCAGAGUCUUGGGCUGGCCAGGGUACUUGGCAAGAUUGGGGAUACAAUGGCUGGAGUGAUUGGUCUUGGGGUGGUGGGUGGAGUGCCUGGGAUUGGGGUCCGAAGCACCUGCCUGAGGAUCCGAACCAUGAUUGGCGUCGGGGUCAUAGCUUCGACUCCUCCGCUGAGGACCCGGGAUCUUAUCGGAAAACCUGGUCUUAUGAAUCCAUAGGCUCCGGAUCUGGGCUCCGGAAAGCAAGCAGCUUGGAUUCCGGGAUGCUGGCUGCAUUCCGCAGGCUUGACACUGUGGACAGAACAGCCGACAGGAACUUGCAGUCAUUGGCUGUGAACUUAGACAAGAAGUUUGCAGAGGCAGACUCCCCGGACAAGCCCAAGAUCCCGACACCUUCAACAACCACGCCCCAAAGCUCUCCGCCGUCUUCAAACAACCUCCCCAGACAAGAUUCCGAGAAAAACUCAGUGUUAUUCGAAGCCUGGUUGAAUUGCGGUGGCAACUGGAGCAAGAGCCAGCUGUACAUCAACUGCAAGACAAAGAAUAGCACGAAACGGAAAGGAGUUCGCAAAUGGAUGACGCGACAAGACAUCGAGAACAAGUUCGGUGCCGCCAAUGCCGAGGCUAUAAUCUUGCGCAAACUCGGCGACGACAAAAUCCGCGAGUUGGAGGUCAAGAAACAUCCGGAUCUCCCAGAUUCGGUUGACAUGAUGCAGUUCCUCAUUUUCGAUUCUGAGGAAGAGAUUGAACAGGAGGAGGAGGUAAUGGAGAUGCUUUACAAGCUUGCGGAAGGCAGCGACUCCAGCGAGUCCGCGACAUCGAAUGACAGCAGCAGCGCAGACAAAAAGAAGAAGAAGAAGAAAUCUAAGCAGCCAAAGAAGGCCAACACACAAAUCCUGGAUUUACCUCUUGAGAAGAAAGAACGAGGCAAGCCAAAGAAGUCCAAAAAAAACAAGAAAAGCAAGGAGGCUAAAGAUGACAAGCAAACCGUGAUUGGGAAGGCCGGCAACAAGAUUCGGGAGAAGGAAGCUGAGCAGCAGCUGAUACAUUCGAGAGCGGAGCUUCAAGCCGCUUUGGACACCAAGGAAUCCCAGGAGACCAUCGAGCGUCUUACGACUAAUCUGACGACGUCUAUCGAUGGUUUCGAUACCGCUGCAACAGUGAUCAAGGGCCAGGUCAAGCCAAAGGCUAAGGCUCUUGUCAUUGCUCAAAGGUUUCACAGCUGCGAUGCAGUUGCUGCGACAGUGGCCGAGAAAAGUGAUGAUGAAGAAGGGGGUCACAAUGCUACAGUGCAGGAGUUGCUGGAAAGGCAUUGGAUGCUUUUCGAUUUCCUGGUACAACCAUUUCAGGACCCUGUGAUGAUCAAGCUUCCUGUCAAGCUGGAAAACGAUGAUCCAAAGCAAGAGGAGAAGCAGGGCUACAUGGAGAUUCCAUUUUUGGAUCCACAUGAUAUUCUGCACUAUGUGCACUCCGAACUUCAGCUGACGGUUGAGCCUGAGUCUGUGCGUAGUUACUGGCGACGAGCUGCUGAGACAGGUGUUGGCUGGGCAACCCAGCAGCAAAACUAUGAUGCAAUUCCUGUGGGGGUUUAUGCCGAUGAAACCAAAUAUGGGCUGCAUGAAUCACAAGAAAAAAUUCUAGCAGUUUUCGUGAAUUUGGUAUUGUUUCGGCCCCAGAAUAUUCGCUUGAGUCGUUUCUUGGUUUGUACGAUCCGCUCCAAAUUCUUAUUGCCUGGUACCGCGACAUUGAAUCCGAUCCUUCAUCGGAUUGUAUGGUCCAUGGGGUGGGCCAGCAAAGGAAUCUUCCCCACGACGGGUUUCAUGGGAGGGGCGUUACCGGCUAGCCAAGCGAACAGGGCAGGACAAUCACUGGGUGCAGAAUUUUAUGUUACCGAGCUUCGUGGCGAUUUGGCUUGGCACAAAUUGGCUUGGGGCUUUGGGGAUGGUUGGCAGUCGACAAACAUGUGUUUUUUCUGCGAAGCCACGGCCACGGGUCGCAGAAAAGAUUUAUUCUUCGAGCACAUUGGAGAUGCAGCACCGUGGCGAAGCACAAUUUUUCGAGACACUUUGGAUUGGAUGACAGCCAAGCUGGAUCUAAACAAGCUCUGCCCUUUCAUUUUGCUCCCGAACUUUCACAUCGACGUUAUUAGGACAUGUUCUAUGCACAAUGUGAACCUCGGCCUCUUGUUCACCGCGAAUGGAAGCAGCCUGCUCUGUGGUAUGAAGUAG
Molecule: messenger RNA, 2282 nt
Organism: Symbiodinium necroappetens
Lineage: Eukaryota; Dinophyceae; Suessiales; Symbiodiniaceae
Source: the annotation of a GenBank genome assembly